Bursaphelenchus xylophilus (pine wood nematode) is the source of this 1149-nucleotide messenger RNA. The record is from the annotation of a GenBank genome assembly. NCBI's taxonomy places the organism in Eukaryota, Metazoa, Nematoda, Chromadorea, Rhabditida, Aphelenchoididae.
AUGACCGGCUCCGCAGCAGAAGCCCAUUCUCUAAGGAAUUGGGCUAUUUUUGGCUCAACUUUGGCCACACUUGGUACUUUGUUGGUCGUUGUUUUGGUGCCAGUCGUGUACGAGAAUGUCCAGCGAAUUCAGACGAUAAUGGACGGUGAACUGGAGUUCUGUCGACAUCGUGCGGCAAAUGUUUUCAGCGAAAUUAGAGUGACAAAAGUAAGAAUUUUAAAACUUUGUUUUACAGAGCUUUAUUUCGAAUCUUAUUUUCAGAUGAUACUCUCCGCAAAUCGUCAAAAACGACAAGCUUUCACCGGCCGACGAAGCAUUAUUUCGUCCAUAACUUCCAGACAAUCUAGAAACACUGUUCAUCCGCCAUCUAAAGCCCCGUAUGAUGUUCUGCAAGCCAGUACGACUUAUGGGUCAUCCUCCAAUGACGCAUACAACCCUACAGCCACCCCAUCGCCUUCUUCAUCUUAUCAAGAGGCCAGCUCAACUUCUGCUCCAGCUUAUGACACUUCAAUCCCACCGGCAUAUGGUUCGUCAGAAAGCUCACCAUCUUCCUCAACUUGCUGCGGAUGUGGAGUAUCUCCGCCAGGCCCUGCUGGUCCGCCAGGUCCUCCAGGAAGCGAUGGGUUUGACGGCCAACCCGGUCAGCCGGGAAAUGAAGGAGCUCCGGGACUUGAGCUGCCUUAUCCCCAGGAACAGCCCGCCUUCUGUUUCGACUGCGCUCCCGGCCCUGUUGGUCCUCCAGGUCAGCCAGGACAACCAGGACGUCCAGGCAGAGAGGGAUAUCCCGGAAGACCGGGAUUGAUAUCUUAUCCCGGCAGGCCUGGAUAUCCCGGUCAUCCCGGACCUCGAGGCGAACCUGGUCCGGACGGAAGACCCGGUCAUCAAGGAGCUCCGGGUCGCUUGACUCAACUGCCCGCCAGAAUUGGCCCUCCAGGACCACCUGGCCCUGUCGGACGUCCAGGAUGGCCAGGAUACAAAGGAGCGGAUGGUAAGCCUGGAGAGACGACCCAAGGCCCUCCGGGAGAUCAGGGAGCUCCAGGAACGCCGGGACAGCCCGGCCAGCCGGGCGCCAUUGGAGAAUUGGGAACAACUGGGCCGGAUGGAAGAUGUGAUCAUUGUCAUAUCCCUAGAACAGCUCCUGGAUACUAA